Phyllostomus discolor (pale spear-nosed bat) is the source of this 1618-nucleotide messenger RNA. RefSeq names its product peptidoglycan recognition protein 4 (gene PGLYRP4). Gene Ontology annotation, molecular function: N-acetylmuramoyl-L-alanine amidase activity; zinc ion binding. Bases 170 to 1303 code for a protein of 377 amino acids. Gene Ontology annotation, biological process: peptidoglycan catabolic process. The record is from RefSeq and is a predicted model, not a curated record. NCBI's taxonomy places the organism in Eukaryota, Metazoa, Chordata, Mammalia, Chiroptera, Phyllostomidae. The transcript has 9 exons.
GGAGAGUGAAGGCCAGAGGAGGCAGCUGCUGGCCAAGGAGGGCAGGGCCAAAGCCAAGUCUGAAAGGGAGGAGCUGUCAGCCAAUGAGGGGUGAGCAGCCUGCACCCUGACCUGCACGGGAUCCCCAGGGCCGCCGUCCACACUCUCCCCCCCAGUGUCCCCGGACUGCAUGAGGAUGCUGCCGUGGCUUCUUGUCUUCUCCACUCUGGGUAUCGGUGCCUGGGGCGAUUCCUCUUGGGAUAAAACACAACUCAAGGACUUGUCAGGGAGGCUCCAGGAUCUGUUUGGCAACAUCUCCCAGCUCACUGGCAAAGACAGACUGGGUCUGUAUGAUGUCUCCACCUUGGUCUCUCGUAAGGAGUGGGGGGCAGAAGCUGUUGCCUGUAACACCUCACUGACGAUGCCGGUGGGUUUCCUCGUCACACACCACAUCCCCGGACUGGAGUGUCACGACCAGACCACCUGUAGUCAGAGGGUGCGGGAGCUGCAGGCCCAUCACGUGCACAAGAACAGCUGGUGUGACGUGGCCUACAACUUCCUGGUUGGGGACGAUGGCAGGGUGUAUGAAGGUGUCGGCUGGGGCGUGCAAGGCGUGCACACACAGGGCUACAACAACAUCUCCCUGGGUUUUGCCUUCUUUGGCACAAAGGAAGGCCACAGUCCCAGCCCUGCGGCCCUGUCAGCCAUGGAAUACCUGGUAGCCUAUGCUGUCCGGAAGGGCCACCUGUCACCCAUGUACGUUCAGCCAUUUCUUGUGAAAGGCGAGAACUGCCUGGUCCCUUUACAGAAGGGGAGUCCCAAGAAAGCUUGCCCUGACAUUGUACUUCGGUCUGCUUGGGAGGCCAGGGAGACCCAUUGCCCCAAGAUGACCCUCCCAGCUAAGUACGCCAUCAUCAUCCACACCGCGGAGAAAACCUGCAACACGUUUGAGGAAUGCCGCAGGCUCGUCCAAACCAUGCAGUCUCUCCUCAUCAAGAGAUUUGACUCAUGUGACAUUCCAUAUAACUUCCUUGUGGGCCAAGAUGGUGCCAUUUAUGAAGGGGUGGGCUGGAAUGUCCAAGGCUCCCAAAAUCCUGGCUACGAUGACAUUGCCUUGGGCAUCGCUUUCAUGGGCACCUUCUCAGGUACCCCACCCAAUGCUGCAGCACUAGAGGCAGCUCAGACCCUGAUCCAGUGUGCAGUGGACAAGGGGUACCUGACUCCUGACUACCUGCUGGUGGGACAGAGUGAUAUUGUCAACACUCUGUCUCCUGGCAAGGCUUUGUACAACAUCAUCAGCACCUGGCCCCACUUCAAACAGUGAGGGGGCACAGAUCCCUGCUCCUUUGGAGACUGCUCUGCCAACUUCCUCCACAAGCUCUAGGCCACCCUGUCCUCACAUUCCACCUUGGCUCAACACCUUGUGUCCACCCCCAGCCAGCCCUAUCAUGUCUCUUCUGUCUUAGAGGGCUGAUAUGCCCACUGAGUCUGGGCCUAGCCUUCUCCUGUCCUUACCUUUCUCUCCUCUCGGCACCCACCUCCUCAGCCUACUGGGCAUUGGGCUGAGUGAAGACCCAGAGCUGUGGGGCUCUGCAGCCCUCCCUGCCUGGGCUCUUCCACCUAUCAUUGGAAACACAGA